AGAAGACAGCAGGGGAAAAAAGAGAAAAAGAAAAGGCAGCAAGGGAAGAAGAUUUGGGGAGGCGCCCAAGGGUUUUUGGUUGGGCACUACUACUACUACUACUAACUCAGAGUUACAACGACAAACACCUUGUGCCUAUCUCCUUUAAUCGGACUCUGAGUGCUUCAGAACCACCGGCAAUGGCGACCGGAGCUGUGGAAAAGUCCGAGGAAGAACUCCGCAAAGAGAUCGACGAACUUCAUCGCCAACAGCGCGAGAUUAAUGAGCGGCUUCGCGAUCCCAGGGGUCUGCGCCGCGGUGGUUUAUCAGGGCCUGGUCCUCGUAAUCUAGCUGUUAACGGAGGACGGCAGCGUGGCUUUGUUAGACCUGCGGAUAGGACUGAUUCUGAAGAUCAACCGGCUCCUAAAAGGCGGCUUUCUUCCGCUGUUUUUAAGGUAGAAGAUGGGGAGAUUGUUGAGGAUGCUUCGGAGCAGGUGAAAAUAGCGGAAAACAAGAAUGGUGAUGUUGAGGAAGAAGGUAGAAAUAUGACUCCCACCUCAAGUGAUAGAAAGCCAUCUAAUUGGUCCCUCAGGGAUAAUAAUCAAAAGUCGUCUAGGACGGACCUGGAAGUUCCUCCAGCAGAGCAUGUUCCCAGAGUACUGCCCAAAAAUGAGGAUCCAGGUUUGGUGAACAGGAACAAGAGGAUGCUGGGCCAGCUUUUAGGUACCCUGGAGCGGUUCAGAAAAGAAGACAUGCAACUUUCUGGAUCUCAAGCGUACAUGCGCCGGUCAGAUUCCCUGAAAAGGGCUGAGCAAAGGGCACGUGAAGAAAGCGAAAAGCUUAGACAACAAGAGCGAGAACAGAUUGCGGAAAAGCGGAAAACAGAUUUGACUCUUAGAGCACGUGUUGCAGCCAAGGCGGAAGAAAAGAAACUGGAUCUGCUGUUUCUUCGAUGGACUGAGCAUCAGAAAAAACUUGGCAACUUUAUAAGGACAAAGGCAGAGCCUCACAUAUAUUAUACUUUCUCCAAACCCCUUGACGAGGAUUUGAAGGUUCUUGAGCAGCAGAAAGAGCAGAUAUUCGAGGAAUGGAGGACUGCUAGGAGGGAGGAACUGUCUCAAUAUCAGAAGCAGAUCACUGAGCAAUAUGUUGCAAAUGUUGAUAAGGAACUAGAGAGGUGGCAAAAUGGAAGGAAAGGUAGAAAAGCAAACACAGAUAUGGCAAACUUGCAGGAGACAAUGGACAAAGAGCUGGAGACUCAUAGGCUGGAGCAUGGUCCGAAGACCAGGAUGAUUCCUGGAGGUAGCAACAAUGAGGAUGAAGAGGAUGUGGAAGAUAUUAACGUUGGAGAAGACGAUAUUAUGAUGGAUGACGUGCUGGAUGCUGAUGAUAACAGCAGGAGAGUCGACGAAACAACAAAAACUGAAACUGGUGAUGGGAGUCCACAACCUGAGAAUGAGAUGAAGGACCACUAGGCCUUGAUACCUGGCCGACAUCCUCUAUAGGUUUUUAGUUUGUAAUUUCUGUUCAUUUAUUGUUAUUUUGUGGGCUUUUGCUUAUUAGGCUGUAGUAUUAGUUGUGUUGUUUUUAAUAAACUUAUAGUGUGGCUUGCUUCCUUUUAGGCUGUCCCUGUAGUUUUCUUCUGCAUUGUAUUUGUACCAAUAUUUUUGUAUUUUAUGGUCUCGAGAGGUAUGCUCUGAAAUCAUCAGCUCCCAAAAGAGGUGGUAUGCUCCUUUGUUUACCCUCUUAGAAGGGGAUAUUCAACCAAAACAAAAAUAGAAGCGAAUUCGAAAACGACUAAUCAGUAGGGAUUCAAGCCUUUUUAAUCAUG
Molecule: messenger RNA, 1810 nt
Organism: Oldenlandia corymbosa var. corymbosa
Lineage: Eukaryota; Viridiplantae; Streptophyta; Magnoliopsida; Gentianales; Rubiaceae
Source: the annotation of a GenBank genome assembly